UGACAACACCAACGGGACUGAGAUGGAUAGAAAUGAGGUCUGAAAAGGACCAAAUGACCGUGGGCAAGGACAAAAGCGUCGUCGAGAUACAAUUCAGAGACAUCCCGAGAGAGCAGGAAAACACAUCCGGCAACAUCAAGCAGAAAGAAGAGAAAAAAGAGGUUUUUACAAAGGUUGUGAUUCGAAGGCUUCCACCUAAUCUGUCAAAGGACCAACUUGAAGAACAGCUCAGUCCACUUCCAUCCUAUGACUAUUUUGAGUUUUUCCCAGCUGAUCAAAGUCUUUAUCCCCACCUGUUCUCUAGAGCCUACAUUAACUUUAAGAACCCUGAAGAUAUCCUGCUGUUUAGGGACAGAUUUGAUGGCUAUGUCUUCAUUGACAACAAAGGCCAGGAAUAUCCUGCAGUGGUAGAGUUUGCACCCUUCCAGAAAAUCUCUAAGAAGAAACUAAAAAAGAAAGAUGCCAAAGCUGGGAGCAUUGAAGAAGACCCAGAAUAUAAGCGGUUCUUGGAGAAUUACUCCUGUGAUGAGGAGAAGUCUAUGGCCAACCCUGAGACUCUGCUUGGAGAAAUAGAGGCCAAGACCAGAGAGCUCAUAGCCAAACGGACAACCCCACUGUUGGAGUACAUCAAAAAUAAGAAAAUUGAAAAACAGAGAAUAAGAGAGGAGAAGAGAGAGGAGAGAAGAAGAAGAGAGCUUGAAAAGAAACGACAAAGGGAGGAGGAGAAGAGAAAGCGACGAGAGGAGGAAAGACGUAAACGAAAAGAGGCAGAGAAGCAAAAGAAAUUAUCUGAUAAAGAGAUCAAAAUUAAGCUCCUGAAGAAGAGUGACAGAGAUGAUGAUGUGGAUUCAGAUCGAAUGAAGGAUAAAGGUGACAUAGGAGAGACAGAAAGAUGCAAAUGGGAGAAAGGUGGUGGACAAAUGAAGUCAAAGGACCUAAGGGAGAAAGGUCAGCCAGAGAGCGACAAGGAGCAGAGAGAGCAGCAUGGCCGCAGACAGAGAGAUAAGGAUCACCGCGGGAAAGAUGAAGAGAGGAAACGCCAGCGACACCAUUAUGAGUUUGACAAAUUUAUGCGUCGCAAAGAUGAGACAAAAUGGGGGAAAGGCUACUGCCAAGACCGGGCCAAGAAAGAGGGGCACCAUCAUGGCUAUUCCUACUGCCCUGACAGUGGAGACAAAGUGGGAAAAGAGGACAGGGAAGACCUGGGUAGUAGGAAGGAACGCCUCCGAAACAAGGUGAGCGAGAAGGACCGUCCAGCCAUGCAGCUCUACCAGCCAGGGGCACGAAACCGUAAGCGCAUGAACUCAGCAGGCAAAGGCUACGACUGCAUCCCUGUGGGCCACUCGCCUGAACCCGGAACAGAGCACUGUUAUGAGGUUGUCUCUAUGGCAACAGGGUUAGAGAAGAGCAAAGACGAACAGUGAGCAGUUUGGGUGUUUGUAGGAAAUGCAGUUUUCCUUUUCGUCUGUUCCGUUGACUUAUUUGAGUUAUUACUUUUUUAAAGUAAUAAAUCCAAGCAGAGAAGAGGGAACUUCAAAAGCAUAGUUUUUAAUGGUUUCAUCACUUUUAGGAGUGAUACAAUUCAGAGCCUGGAAUGUUGCACAAUGCUUUUAUUUUGCUACAGCAUGAACAUAGUUAUCACAUACAAAUUUGUGUUACUGUUUAUUAUUCAAACUGUUAAACUAGAUUGAAACUUUGAAAUAAAGUUUAUAGCAUACUGACAACAGGAAAAAAUCAUGCAAUGACAGCACAAACAAUUAGUUAGCCAAUAUGUUUGUCACAGAUUUACAGUGUACUUCAUACGCUGCACAGAAGUUUAAUUUUUCAUGCCAGUAUUUUGUUUCUGAAUUCUUGGUAGUCAGUUCCAUGUAAUUUCUUUUUGACAUGUUGUAGAACUGUGUACCUAUUAGUGCCAGCUUGCUAGUGGUGACAUCAGUAGUGUGCUGGUGUAAAUCAAUAAUCCUAUACUUUACAACCAACCUUGUUCCUAAGCCUUUUUAGUCCACUGAAGUUUAAACAAAAAAAAAAAUCCUAGUGUUUAUCAAAAAGAUGUAUAAUGUUCUGUAAAUAGGACUUAGAAUGGACUAAAAGAGAAAAACCAUGUGUAUUUUUGUGUGUUCGAAGGAGCAAAUAAGAAAAAGUUAUUUUUGGUUAAGAGGACAAUAGUGUAAUUACAUGCUUUACUGCUUCUUCCUAAUUGUGUGUCUUGUGACAUAUGAUCUGUAAUCUAAUUUUAAGGUGUUGUACAAAGAAGAUUUUUUUGUGUGAAAAGCUGGUUAUGUAUUAUAUACAGCAUAACACCCACAGGCCAGGAAGAACACAUUGUUAACAUUUUUAUGAAGAAUUUCUGGGGACAGAAAUGUGAUAAUGCAAAGUCUGAUGCUUAUAAAUGAAAACACUUAAUUUUCUAUGUCAUUUGCAUAGUUUUCUAGUCAUUCUGUCAAAUAAACAUAAUAAGAAAGUUGUAUUAAUAUACAAACAUAGUCUGUUUAACAAGCUUUAUAUUAUUUUUGCACAUGACCUAACAUUUGUCAAUCAUUCCUCUUGUAUUAUUUUGGUUUGGUUCUGUUCACUGUAAAGAAGUAAAGCAUUUCUGAUCUUAUAA
This is a messenger RNA of Sphaeramia orbicularis (orbiculate cardinalfish), 2605 nucleotides long. RefSeq names its product UPF3A regulator of nonsense mediated mRNA decay (gene upf3a). The transcript is spliced from 10 exons. Gene Ontology annotation, biological process: positive regulation of translation; nuclear-transcribed mRNA catabolic process, nonsense-mediated decay. Gene Ontology annotation, cellular component: nucleolus; cytoplasm. The coding region runs from base 33 to 1424 and encodes 463 amino acids. Gene Ontology annotation, molecular function: telomeric repeat DNA binding. Lineage: Eukaryota; Metazoa; Chordata; Actinopteri; Kurtiformes; Apogonidae. The record is from RefSeq and is a predicted model, not a curated record.